AUGGCGGGAGCCAAGCAGCCUCGCCGCUGUCGCUUCCCGACGCUUCUCGCCACCAUCUCGGCCGCCGCUCUGCUUCUCUUCUUCCCACGAUUCUCUCCGACGGAGGCAGCGGCGGUGGAGAAGGGGAGGAACCGAUCGUCGUUGCUCGGGGAGCCGAGGCAGUGGGCCACGGGCAAGGACGAGGCGCAGAUUCUCGCCGAGGCCGAAGCGCGCGCUGGCGGCGGUGGAGAGGGUUCACUGACCGGGGACGACGGGCGCGAGUUCGCCUCGCUCGACAGCAUGCUGCAGUGGGCGAUUGGGAACUCUGAUCCGGAUAAGUUGAGAGAAAAGGCUGCGGAAUUGGAGAGGCUAUCGGCAGAGGAAUUACUCAAGAAACAGAUGGAGAUUAAGGAGCUGAUGGAGAAGUUAAAGGUGCCAUCAGAUGCUGAGUUGAUGAAGGUUGCUAUCGCUGACUUAAAUAAUUCCUCUGUUUUGCUGGAGGACCGCCACCGUGCACUGCAAGAGCUUUUAGUUCUGGUUGAGCCCAUCGACAAUGCUAAUGAUCUUGACAAACUUGGAGGCCUUCUUCCGUUGAUUUGGGAACUUAGCAAUGCAGAUGAAGGAAUAAGAACUACUUCAGCAUGGGUGCUGGGCAAAGCUAGUCAGAACAAUUUUCUUGUUCAAAACCAGAUCCUUGGUUAUGGAGCUUUGGAAAGAUUAGUGAAGAUGGGUUAUUCCAGUUCUGCACCAGAAGUUGCAAAGGCACUGUAUGCUAUAUCCUCUUUGAUUAGGGACAAUGAACAUGGUCAGGAGCUGUUCCUUUCAGAAAAUGGCUAUGCAAUGUUGCAGCAUAUACUGUCAACCACUAGAACUAAUGUUCGGCUUCAGAAAAAGGUUGUCUCUUUACUGGCAUAUAUAGCUGACUUUCAGCUAAAUACAGGGAGGUCACAAGCUCCAUCCUUAAGCAACCACCUUUUCAUAAAAUCAGUAGUUGAGAUGAUAUCAUCAGUGCCUGACCUUGACCUCCAGGAGAAGGCUUUGUUAGCUGUUAGGAGUCUGCUGCAGCUUACGUCAGCUGAUGCUACAGAUCUUCAGAAGUUUUCAGGCCUGGAUGAUUCCCUGAAUACAUUGAGGGUGCAAUUGGAUGAGUUGACAUCUCAUGAGGAACAAAGGGAGUACGCUCUGGAUGUUGAAAUUCUCCGGAGAGAAGUCCACAUUGUCUUCCAGCAGAAAAUCAAUCAGGCAAGCGUGGUUGCAGCAUCACAUGGAAAUUGA
This is a messenger RNA of Miscanthus lutarioriparius, 1254 nucleotides long. The record is from the annotation of a GenBank genome assembly. NCBI's taxonomy places the organism in Eukaryota, Viridiplantae, Streptophyta, Magnoliopsida, Poales, Poaceae.